AUGACAGCCUCUAUUGUACUGAAUUUGGCCACUAUUCUACUAGAGCCCAACCAUCCACCAUGCUAUCAAAUUCGCAAGAUUCCAGUGAUAUUCAGCGAUAGAAUUUCAGUGUCAGCAUUGAAUCCUGCAUGUGAGCUCGACAUAGAAGCUGGAGAAUGCCGCGGUACAAUUGAGUCAUACGGCUACAAUAAGGAUGACGGAAUGUGCAUACCGUUCACAUAUGGUGGCUGCGGAGGAAACGAAAAUAGGUUUGGAAAACUAGAAGAAUGCGAAAAAGCUUGCGAAGAUUCGACGAAUCGCUGA
This is a messenger RNA of Cooperia oncophora, 303 nucleotides long. The record is from the annotation of a GenBank genome assembly. Lineage: Eukaryota; Metazoa; Nematoda; Chromadorea; Rhabditida; Trichostrongylidae.